AUGCUGGGGUUCCUUCUUUUCCGUGGGAGUAAGGAAGUGCUUUUGAAUGAGGUACUGAGGGCCAAGGUGUUGUAAGUUCCUAGUUCUUUCCUCGGUUAACUGUGAAAUUCUGCGUAUUGGGAAGGCCUGGCUUCAGUCAUCAGGCCAGGAGAGGUAUUGGGCGCCGCGCACGCACUCCUCUGCCAGCAGGCCCAAAGGGGAAGCCUAGCGGAGCUCAGUGUGGCAGCUGCUGGCCUCUGGGCCGGUAAGAAUUGAUGGUCCCCUCCCUCAUUCCCCAGGCCCAAAGCUUUGACCCAGUUAGUGUCUGCUAGUUUCAUGUGCCUGACUUGUGCCUUUGGCGCGGAACGUUUGGGAGACUCGGCCUUGCGGCAUUCUGACCUCACCCGCCACGCACCUAGCCUGGCACUGGGUCCUUCUUGCCUCUCACUCGCUUCCUCUGAGGCACCUGGGUACCCUCUUGUCUCUUACCCGCUUAAUCUGAGUCCAUGUCCAAGUUCAUCAUUCUAUGUCUGACCGCGUCCCAGCCACCAGAAGACAAGAAACUCCGGGUGUGACAUUAAUCCCACUGGGGGCUCGGGAGAACUGCCUUCUAAAAUCAGAGACUGUAUCCACUUGUCUGGAGAGAAAUGAAAAAAAUAAGGACAAUGUAGGGAGGUAUUUUAAAGCUACUUGUCAUACCAUGCUUUCCUGUGAUAUUUGUGGUGAAACAGUAACCUCAGAACCAGACAUGAAAGCUCACCUAAUUGUUCACAUGGAAAAUGAAAUUAUAUGUCCAUUUUGCAAGUUGUCAGGUGUGAAUUAUGAUGAAAUGUGUUUUCAUAUCGAAACAGCUCAUUUUGAGCAGAAUACACUUGAAAGAAACUUUGAGAGGAUAAAUACAGCACAAUAUGGAACUUCAGAUAACAGGAAAGACAACACCCUACAGUGUGGAAUGGAAGUUAAUUCAAGUAUUCUUUCAGGUUGUGCAUCUAAUCAUCCAAAAAAUUCAACUCAAAACCUGACUAAAGAUAGCACUUUAAAACAUGAAGGCUUCUAUUCAGAGAACUUAACUGAAUCUAGAAAAUUCCUGAGAAGUAGGGAAAAACACUCUGGCCUGACCGAAAUAAAAGGAUCUAUUUAUGAAACAACAUACAGUCCUCCCGAAUGUCCAUUCUGUGGAAAAAUAGAGGAGCACAGUGAAGAUAUGGAAACUCAUGUGAAAACAAAGCAUGCCAAUCUUUUAGACAUUCCAUUAGAAGACUGUGAUCAACCACUCUAUGAUUGUCCUAUGUGUGGGCUCAUAUGUACAAAUUACCAUAUUCUUCAGGAACAUGUUGACUUGCAUUUGGAAGAAAACAGCUUACAGCAAGGCAUGGAUAGAGUCCAGUGUUCUGGUGAUCUACAAUUGGCUCACCAGCUUCAGCAAGAAGAAGACAGAAAGGGGAGAUCUGAAGAAUCAAGACAAGAAAUAGAAGAAUUUCAGAAGCUGCAGAGACAAUAUGGUUUAGAUAAUUCUGGAGGAUACAAACAACAACAACUGCGAAAUAUGGAGAUAGAAGUAAAUAGGGGAAGAAUGCCUCCAUCUGAAUUUCAUAGGAGAAAAGCUGAUAUGAUGGAAUCAUUAGCUCUUGGUAUUGAUGAUGGAAAAACAAAAACUUCCGGAAUUAUUGAAGUCCUUCAUAGGUAUUAUCAGAAUGCUGCCACAGAUGUGAGGCGGGUGUGGCUUUCUUCAGCGGUGGAUCACUUUCAUUCAUCUUUAGGCGACAAAGGUUGGGGUUGUGGUUACAGAAAUUUCCAAAUGCUACUUUCAUCAUUAUUACAAAAUGAUGCUUAUGAUGAUUGCUUAAAAGGUAUGUCGAUUCCUUGCAUUCCAAAAAUUCAAUCUAUGAUUGAAGAUGCAUGGAAGGAAGGUUUUGAUCCUCAGGGGGCCUCUCAACUUAAUAACAGGUUACAGGGAACAAAGGCCUGGAUUGGAGCAUGUGAAGUAUAUAUACUCCUGACCUCCCUAAGGGUAAAGUGUCAUAUUGUUGAUUUUCACAAAUCAACUGGUCCUUUGGGUACACACCCUCGCUUAUUUGAAUGGAUAUUGAACUAUUAUUCUUCAGAGGGGGAAGGGAGUCCAAAGGUAGUGUGUACAUCUAAACCCCCUAUCUAUCUUCAGCAUCAAGGUCACAGUCGAACUGUUAUUGGAAUUGAAGAGAAAAAAAACCGAACAUUAUGCUUACUAAUAUUUGAUCCUGGAUGUCCUUCUCGAGAAAUGCAGAAAUUAUUAAAGCAAGACAUAGAGGCUAGCAGUCUCAAGCAACUUCGGAAAUCUAUGGGAAAUUUAAAACAUAAGCAAUACCAGAUAUUGGCAGUAGAGGGUGCUCUUUCUCCAGAGGAGAAAGUUACCAGGAGACAAGCUUCCCAAGUCUUUACAGCUGAGAAGAUUCCUUGAAGAAUCAAGCAUUUCAGUGAUUGAGAACAAUACUUUGUUUUCUAAAUGUAAAUAUUGAACUCCUUAACACAAUUAUGAAUCUGUGAAUUCUCUAAGUCUUAACAUAUAAUUUAAUUUCUAAAAUGCCUGUGUUAAUUGAAUUAUACCUAUCAUACUUCAUUGUUUGGUAAUUAUUUCAAUAAAAUGUCUUGUUUUUGCAUUGUG
Molecule: messenger RNA, 2620 nt
Organism: Nomascus leucogenys (northern white-cheeked gibbon)
Lineage: Eukaryota; Metazoa; Chordata; Mammalia; Primates; Hylobatidae
Source: RefSeq, a predicted model, not a curated record